CCCCGCCCCCGUGCAGGUUAGGCCCCGCCCCCUCCGCUGCGCAAUGACGUCACGGGCCGGGAGCCAUGGCUUCCCUGGAUGCUGAGGUUGUGGCUAACAGCCCGGUUGAAGCUGCAGUAGAACCAGAGCUCCUGGUGCUGGACACAAGCCCCAGCUGUGAACUCGUCCAAGGGAUCGACGACGAGCCAGGGUUGUCCACUGAGAAAACGGGGCAGGUGCCAAAUCCUGUGGCAGGCAGCGGAAACACAAUGGGUAACAUCACUUUGCAGAACAACAGCAGGGAGCUGCCAGGCCCUGGGACCAGCCAAGAGAUUGUGGUGAAGACCCCCGAUCCUGAGACUGUGGUGGUGCCGGGCCUGUUAGGGGAAGAGUCGGGAAGCAGUGAGCAGCAGUGCAAAUCGAGCGAGCCCUUCCUGGCCUCAGAGUGCCCUUCACCUGAUGCUGUGGCUGCUAGUCGCCCAGUUUCUCAAACUGGAGCUCCUUCUGCCAAAGGUCUUGCAGGCCACGCUGCUAAGACAUUCCCCACCUCCCCCACCAAGGCUUUGGGUGCAAACAGAGCGAAGAUGACACUAACCGGAAUCAACAAGUCGCCGAACUCCAUUCAGAGCCUUGCAAUGAAGCUGCUCAGCGUGCCAACGGGGCGGGCGGGGAACGAGGUGGCGCCAGUUCCUGUCGAGGUGCAGAGACCAACCUCCACUCCGGAUGAGAAACCCAAGGUCCACAAAGCAAGAAAGUCGAUAUCCAGAUCCAGUGCCAGUCAGAGGUUGUCUAUGGAGCUGGGGACCUUGCACAUGGAACAGGCAGGCCAGAUCCCUGGUGUGACGACGGAGCCAGACCUUGCAGUACUGGGUCAAGAUGAGAAUCAGGAGGUGCACAGAGCGAGGAAAUCAAUACUGAAAGGUGGCUUUAGUCAGAGCUUGGUGGAGAAGUUGGCGAGCUUGCCUGUCGGCCGGCCAGUUGGUGAAGGUCCUGGAGGAAUAGCAGAGUCGGAACGUGCAGUGCAUUCUCCGGAUGAGAACCAGGACGUCCACCGAGCCCGAAAGUCGAUUCUCAAAGGCAACUUCAGUCAGCGGAUGGCAGGUCUGCCGACUGGCCGAACAAUCAAUGAAGUUGGCGCAGAAACAGAGGUCACAGUCCCAGAUCCAGAGGAAUAUCCAGAGAUCCACAGAGCGAGAAAAUCCUUUCUCUCAACAAACACCGGUCAGAAUUUGGCCAGGAGCCUUGCAAGUGAAUCCAUAGCCCAAGGCAGGAAUGAAGUGUCAACAGCAACAGCAGAGAGACCGGAUACUCACCAAGGCCAGGUGGAGAAAGCGAAGGUUCACAGGGCCAGGAAGUCGAUGUUUAAACCCAGUCCUGCUCAGAUGAAGCUGGUGGAGAUGAAAGGUGAUUCUUGCCACCCGGAUCCUGUGAACCCAACUAUGCAGCAGCAGUUUGAGUUGCUGCCGGGCAGAGGUACAGCUGAGGCGGAAGCAGGGGUGCCAGCAGCACUCAUCAAGAAGAGAAAACCAGAAAACUUAGGCAUGGAGUCCCCCAAGAAGAUCAGUCUUCUGAAAGAAGAAAUGGCCAAGGAGCCGACACCACUGGGAUCUAUGCGAGCGCGGGCCAGGGGAGUGGUUGAUGCAGUAACCAGCAGUGGGGCUUUGAAUUUGAGUGGUGCUAUGAACAGGGUCCAUCUGCAAGAGGUGAAAGAGGUCACCAGGGUAGCCGGUUCGGUUCCAGUUCUGGAUCUCUCCAAGGAGGCAGAACCUGAGAAGGUGGUGGAGCCAAUGGAAGUGUUAGAUGAAUGGGAUACCGAGGUGGGCGAUGACUUCAACCUCUUCUAUGAUAGUUACUCGGUGGAUGGGAGAGCAGAUUCUGAUAAGUCUAGCAAGACUGAGGGUGAUGCAGCUGAGGAUCGAUUAAGUGAUGUGGAGGAUGACGAGGAGGAGCUAGAAGGGUCUGGAAACAUCUCUGACAGGAGCUCCAAUUCGAGUUUGAAAAGAAAAGGGAAGAAGAAGUGGAAGAGCGAGAGCCCGUGGGUGAAACCUACCCGAAAACGCAGGAGGAAAGAGCGCAUGAAGCAGGGUAAAGGGGCAGUGAGGCAGACAACAGCCGAUUUCACAAAACUGAAAGAAGUGAUGAAUUCUUCAGGAGGAGGUGGAGUGGGGAACCAGGCACAGAGCGAGUAUACAGAAGUCCCACUGGGGUCUCUGGAGCUUCCCAAUGAGGGCAGCCUUUCCCCACAGCCAACAGGGGUGUCCAAUGAUGCCAGCUCCAUGGAAACGGAUCGGUUUGAGGAGCUGCCGCUGUGCAGCUGCCGAAUGGAGGCCCCAAAGAUUGACCGCAUCACUGAGCUCUCCAACAACAAGUGCAUGGCGACUGAGAGCACCGAUGGACAGCUGAGUGGCUGCAGUAACAGCAUCACCAAAUGUGAGACAAUGAGACCGUCCAGUCGAGUGCCGCUGAUGGUCCUGUGUGAAGUGCACAGGGCUCGAAUGGUGAAACACCAUUGCUGCCCCGGCUGUGGCUACUUCUGUACAGCGGGAUCGUUUCUGGAGUGUCACCCGGACUUCAGGAUCACUCACCGUUUUCACAAGAGCUGCGUUUCCCAACUGAAUGGGAUGAUCUUCUGCCCACAUUGUGGGGAGGAUGCCUCUGAAGCACAGGAGAUCACAGUGGCUAAAGCAGACACAUCCAGCAUGGUACCGGUGCCAGCACCUCCCAGCCAGGAGCACCUGAUGAACGGCAGAGCCGACACCACACACGCUAGUGCUCGAAUGAGUGGGAACGGAGAAGCAAAGAAAUCGAGCUUGGAGCCCCCAGCAGACAGUAUUGACAGCUCGGGCCCAUCAAUUGUCCUGCCGUCCGGAAAAACACUGUCGGCUGUUGGACUUCCACCUGGACCUGGCAGAGAGGCUCUGGAGAAAGGGUUGGUUCUCCAACAAGCUGAGAGGCGGAAGAAACUGCGAUUUCACCCACGACAGCUAUACCUCUGGGCCAAGCAGGGUGAACUGCAGAAAGUGCUGCUCAUGCUGCUGGACGACCACGAUCCUAACUUCCAGACAGACCAGCAGAGCAGACGCAUGCCACUCCAUGCAGCCGCCCAGAAGGGUUACCUGGAGAUCUGCCACAUCCUGCUGCAGGCUGGUGCAACUGUUGACGUAUGUGACAAGCUCCAGAGGACUCCAUUAAUGGAAGCCAUCAUGAACAACCAUUAUGACGUUGUCAAAUUACUGGCCAAGCAUGGGGCAUGCGUCUUCCACAAGGUCUCUGCAAGAACAGUUUCACCAAGUGCCGCCAUUUUGCCCUUUCGUUGUAGCCCGGUAAAUACUUUUCCUCAGGAAUUAGAUGCCUCCACUUGCCUACACCAUGCUGCUAAGAAUGGGAGUGUCCAAAUGGUGCAUUUCCUGCUAGCUACUGGACAAGUGGAUUUAAACACACAGGACAGUGGUGGUUGGACUCCGGUUAUAUGGGCAGCAGAACACAAGCACAUUGAAAUCAUCAAACUGCUCCUCGGACGAGGGGCCAAUGUCGCCUUGAAGGACAAUGAGGAGAACAUCUGUUUACACUGGGCAGCCUUUGCUGGCUCCUCCGACAUUGCCGAGGUGCUUCUGAAUGCCAGGUGUGAUCUACACGCAGUGAACAUGCAUGGAGACACCCCGCUACACAUUGCAGCUCGGGAGAACUUCUAUGAUUGUGUCAUACUGUUUCUGUCCCGUGGAGCGGACAUCGAGGUGAAGAAUCGUGAGGGAGAUAGCCCUCUGGAUUGCUGCAUCAUGAAUUCUCAGGUCUGGUUCGCCCUGCAGCUCAACAAGAGGCUGAAACAAGGCAUCUUGAAUCGAGCAGUUCGCACGGAAAAGAUCAUCAGUAGGGAUAUUUUCCCUCCUUUUUUAACCGAGAAGGAUGGGCGUCUUUUACAAGAAUUCAACAAGAUUGAGCCGCCCCUGAUCUUCGAGUGCAAUCAGGCGUGUUCCUGCUGGCGGACAUGCAAGAACCGUGUGGUGCAAAGUGGAAUCAGAGUUCGCUUACAGCUCUAUCGGACAGAGAAGAUGGGCUGGGGUGUGCGAGCUCUGCAGGACAUUCCACAGGGGACCUUCAUCUGUGAGUACGUUGGUGAGAUCAUUUCAGAUGCUGAAGCGGACGUGCGUGAAGAUGACUCCUACCUUUUUGACCUGGACAAUAAGGAUGGGGAAGUGUACUGCAUUGAUGCCCGUUACUAUGGCAAUGUGAGCCGCUUCAUAAACCAUCUGUGCGACCCCAACAUCAUUCCCGUACGUGUCUUCAUGCUUCAUCAGGACCUCCGAUUCCCCCGGAUCGCGUUCUUCAGCAGUCGGGAUAUCAAAACAGGCGAGGAGCUUGGCUUUGAUUACGGAGACCGGUUCUGGGACAUCAAGUGUAAAUAUUUCACCUGCCAGUGUGGCUCGGAGAAAUGCAAGCACUCCGCAGAGGCCAUCGCCCUGGAGCAGAGUCGUUUGGCCAGGCUCGAGUCGUACCAGGAUGCCAUUCCCGAGAGCAGCCUGACUAUAGUUGGACCACCGUGAGACCACCCAGCAAUCAUGGAUUUCUCUCUGUACCUUCUCCCCAUCUCUGCCCCAAACUGAAACCUCCCUCCCCCACCCCCCACCCCCCAAACAACAUUAGCACCACUACAAAUCUCUGUUUCAACUACUUUCAUUCAGAACUCUACAGCAUUAAGAUAGCGGCUAGCCCCAAGAUCAUUCAUCCCAGCUGCGUGAGGAGCCGAGCUUAGCAGGGAAGUCGGGUUGGCAUUUCCUUUCCCCAUCUUCAUGGCUCAAAUGGUUUCCUUUCGUCUCAUAACUCCAGCCAAAGGCCUUAAGCUUCUCCUGAAGCCAGCAGACAGGUCUACUUGGGGACUGGCAUCCUGUGCGAGAGUCACUGUGUUAGUCUGCCUCUCUUCCGAAGGCAGGAAUGUCCUGCUGCUACCCGCAGGACACCCUGGUCAAGCACCACACUUAGAAGCGCGAGUGGAGCUGCCUGUGUAUCUCGACACUCUCCCCUACCGCUUGUAUGGAGCGCAGGUAUUAUCGCAGGAUUCUGGUUUCACCUGGUUCUUUUCGCCCUGCAUCUUAAACUGUGAAUUUAAUUUUUUUUUGUUUGUAUUAUUGUUAUUAAUUCAUAAUUAAUCCAGGUGAACGUUUAGAAUCUGGUUGCAGUUGCCUCGAUCACGCGCAAGGCACAACCCUUGCGCGUCACCGAAUGAAUUCCUGGUGGAGCUUCUUCCUGUGUCUAGUUAAUCUGGUUAAGAGAUCGGCGGAAGUAUCCAGACAGCCACCUCUGUAAGGUGAGCAGCAGGACACCGAUCCCUUGGGACUAGGGUGUGAUGCCAGUCUUCUUCCAACAGUACGGUGAAUACCUUGACACCAUCUGACUUGCCUACUUAGAGAAGUAUUGGGUCACACUUUCCACCUUUUGAAGGGGAUUCUGUGAGCAAUUAUGUUGUCCUAUCUCCUUAUGUUUUUGCUGACCCUGAUCUUGAAGUACACACCAAUGCCGCCUUAAGUCUCUCUGUCUCCAUUUAUUUGCAUUCUUUAAAUGAAUGUGGAUAUCUCGGGCUAGGCCAGCAUUUGUUGUCCAUCCACAACUGCCUUGGAAAAGGUGGUGGUGAGCUGCCUUCUUGAACUACUGCAGGCCAUGUGGUGUAGGUAGGAACUUGAGGGAAGGUGCUCCCAUGUGUCUGCUGCCCAUGUCCUUGUAUAGGUUUUGAAAGAUGUAACUGUACAUUAUGUCAGUCGAACUUUGAUCCAUUGGUUGAGUGAGGGUGGGCAUUAACACUGACCAGAUAGAGACUCUAGGUUUGUGUUAAUACUGGACAGGGGCGGGGCAAGCAUUAAUCCUCAUUUAACAGCAUGAUAGUGCAGGCCCUGAAAAUCUAAAAUUAAAACAGCAAAGGUAGGAAAUAUUCAGGAGGUCAGGACAAGCAGCAUUUUGCUAAGGCUUGGUGGGUAAUGCACUGGCAACUGUUUCAGGAGGAAUAGUUUACAGAAAGCAUCCCAAGAUCAUAAUCCAGACUGACACUCUGACUGCAAUAUGAGAAGGCAUUGCACGUUUGGAGGGUCAGUCCUGAGGGAGUGCUGCACUGUCAGAGGGCCAGUACUGAGGGAAUGAUGCAUUACCAAAGGAGCAAUAGCAAGGUUGUGCUGCAGUGUCAGAGGAGAUGUUAAGCCAAGAACCAGCCACUUCUCUUAGUUGGGUGUAAGAUGUCUCGUACCCACAGUUUUGAGGCAGAACUAAGAAGAUUUCCCUACUAUCCUAGGCCAGUGUUUAUCCUACAACUGAACAUUGUCUAAACAAAUGUGGAUAGGCUUUUUAGUCUUUUUUUUGCGCUGUUUUGAGAGAUCUUGCUGUGAGCAAAUUGGAUGCUGCUUCUAUUCCUGCAUUUGCAACACAAAGACUGUCCUUCAUAAAUGUAACAAAACAGAGCACUAUAGGAGAUUGGCAUAAAAUGCUAAUGGUUCUGUUCUUCCCAGGAGGUCCCCCUCAGCCUCCCACUGCCUCAAAUUGUCUAAAUUGGCUUGGAUUAAGUUGGUUCAAUGUGACUCCAAUGGAAAAAUAUCUGUUGUGAUUUUGUAUGUGUACACCUUAAACGUGUUAUUUUAAAAAGAAAAAUUAUGUAAUGGGAUAGAGUGCAUCCUGAACCUGGCUGUGAAGCUUUGUGACAUUUAACUAGCCAUUUUUCCAGUUCACCAUCUGUGUCCAGCAACUGAAAAAUACUUGCCCGCUCCACAGUUUGUCAACCUGGCUCAGAUCUGGUUUCAUGCACCCACUGGGAUAUGUGAGCAGGCACAUACCUCAGUGGCGACUGAGUUGACGUUUGACAACAUUUAAUCAAGUCUAUUCAAGUUCUUGAUGUUCUAAGGCUCCGGAAGACCCCACAUCCAUCCUUUAAAAAAAGUUUCUUUUUUUUUCAGAAAGUACCAGAUUUUGUUUCCGUUUGAUACUGUUCAUUAAAAGAUCAUUAUACUUUUUUUUAAAAUCA
This is a messenger RNA of Chiloscyllium plagiosum (whitespotted bambooshark), 6976 nucleotides long. Lineage: Eukaryota; Metazoa; Chordata; Chondrichthyes; Orectolobiformes; Hemiscylliidae. The record is from RefSeq and is a predicted model, not a curated record.